AUGGCCAAAAUCAACCAGCGACUGGCACGUGCAAUGCUGAGUGCUUUCCUCAUUCUCCAGCCUGUGCUGGCAGCGUCAGGGACAGGAACACUAGUACAGCGAGCAUCUCAGUCCUCGGUAUCUAUAUCCUCGACCACUCCAUCGAUGUCAACCCUAGCCGCGACAACCUGCAAUGGCCGCUCUGAGUACUGCACCCGGUCCUACUCAAAUAUCACAUUCGUAGGCUCCCACGACUCCGCCUUUGUCGGACCCUUACCACAGCAGAACCAAAACAUCGAUAUAAAAGCCCAACUCGACAUGGGAAUCCGGUACCUGCAGGUGCAAACACACCAUUCCGUCCUUGAUAGGAACGUCAUAGAGCUGUGCCAUACAUCUUGCUUGCUCGAAGAUGCAGGACCUCUCAGAUCGUUCUUGACAACUAUCAAAAACUGGCUGGAUGCAAACCCAAACGAAGUCGUCAGUCUUCUCUUAACAAACGGAGACUCGGUAUCCAUCACCGAAUUCGGAGACACUUUCUCCAGCAGCGGGAUUGCCAACUAUGCCUAUGUUCCCUUUACAAAUCCGCUACCAAUUGCAGACUGGCCCACACUAGGUGAUAUGAUAUCUAGCGGAAAGAGAUUGGUCGUAUUCCUGGACUACGGCGCCGACACUACAAAAGUGAACUUCAUUCAAGACGAGUUUGCCUAUUACUUUGAGACAGCCUACGACGUCACAGACGCCUCUUUCUCGAGCUGCAGUAUCGACCGGCCUUCUGGUGCCGCCGCUACAGGCCGUAUGGGCAUUGUCAAUCAUUUCCUUGAUGUCGAUGUUUUCGGCGUAAAGAUUCCAGCUCGCCACAGGGCAGACAUUACUAAUGCUGCGACAGGGCCUGGUAGUAUUGGCGCUCAGGCGGCGCUAUGCUCUGGGCUGUAUGGGCGUGCGCCGAAUGUGGUGCUGGCAGACUUUGUGGAUAAGGGGAAUGUUAUUACGGCGCAGAAGAAUUUGAAUGGGCUCUAG
Molecule: messenger RNA, 996 nt
Organism: Penicillium samsonianum
Lineage: Eukaryota; Fungi; Ascomycota; Eurotiomycetes; Eurotiales; Aspergillaceae
Exons: 2
Coding region: 1-996 (331 amino acids)
Biological process (GO): lipid metabolic process
Molecular function (GO): phosphoric diester hydrolase activity
Source: RefSeq, a predicted model, not a curated record